Molecule: messenger RNA, 2187 nt
Organism: Aspergillus mulundensis
Lineage: Eukaryota; Fungi; Ascomycota; Eurotiomycetes; Eurotiales; Aspergillaceae
Product: thioredoxin domain-containing protein
Exons: 3
Coding region: 1-2187 (728 amino acids)
Biological process (GO): carbohydrate metabolic process
Source: RefSeq, a predicted model, not a curated record
AUGGAGCUCGCUCGUCGGCACAACCGGCUAAUCUUCCUGAGCAUCGGCUACUCGGCCUGUCACUGGUGUCAUGUUAUGGAGAAAGAGUCAUUCAUGUCGCAAGAGGUUGCCUCGAUUCUCAAUGAAUCCUUCAUUCCAAUCAAGGUUGACCGAGAAGAGCGACCUGAUGUUGAUGACAUAUACAUGAACUAUGUGCAAGCAACCACAGGGUCCGGAGGUUGGCCGUUGAAUGUUUUCCUGACACCCGACCUGGAGCCCGUGUUUGGCGGCACGUACUGGCCUGGCCCGAACACGGCAUCGUUGUAUGGCCCUGACACUGUUAGCUUCAUCGAGAUCUUGGAAAAGCUGCGCGAUGUAUGGCAAACUCAGCGACAGCGCUGUCUGGACAGUGCAAAAGAGAUUACCAAGCAAUUGAGGGAGUUUGCGGAAGAAGGCACCCACACUUACCAGGGUGACCAAUCCGAUGAAGACCUAGAUGUCGAACUUCUAGAGGAAGCCUAUCAGCAUUUUGCAUCUCGCUACGAUGUGAACAAUGGAGGAUUUUCGAGAGCGCCGAAGUUUCCCACGCCAUCCAAUUUGAGUUUCCUGCUCCGCCUAGGGAUUUACCCGAGCGCAGUGACUGAUAUUGUUGGGCAAGAAGAAUGUGAAAAUGCUACGGCCAUGGCGGUCAGUACACUUGUCAGUAUGGCUCGCGGGGGCAUACGGGAUCACAUCGGCCAUGGAUUUGCGCGCUAUAGUGUGACAGCCGACUGGGGGCUUCCUCACUUUGAGAAGAUGUUAUAUGAUCAGGCCCAGCUCUUGGAUGUUUACGCCGAUGCAUUCAAAAUAACCCACAAUCCCGAGCUUCUCGGUGCGGUGUACGAUUUGAUCACGUAUCUCACAUCUGCGCCAGUUCAGUCAACGACCGGUGCUUUCCAUUCGUCCGAGGAUGCAGACAGUCUACCGACCCCUAACGAUACAGAAAAGCGAGAAGGUGCUUUCUACGUCUGGACCCUGAAGGAGCUGACUCAGGUCUUGGGACCACGGGACGCUGGAGUCUGCGCUCGCCACUGGGGUGUGCUUCCCGAUGGAAACAUCGCACCAGAAAAUGAUCCUCAUGACGAGUUCAUGGACCAAAAUGUCCUCUCAAUCAAGGUUACCCCAAGCAAGCUAGCCAAGGACUUCGGUCUGGGUGAGGACGAAGUCGUGCGAAUCAUCAAGUCGGGCAGGCAAAGGUUGCGCGAAUAUAGGGAUAAGAACCGCGUGCGGCCAGAUCUCGACGACAAAAUAAUUGUAGCGUGGAACGGACUGGCGAUUGGUGCUCUGGCCAAGUGCGGUGUGCUCUUUGAAGAUAUCGAUAGCGCAAAGUCAGCCCAAUGUCGGGAGGCUGCAGCCAAGGCCAUCAACUUCAUCAAGGAGACCCUAUUUGACAAGGAGACGGGUCAGCUCUGGAGAAUUUAUCGUGACGGUAGCAAGGGAACGACUUUAGGAUUCGCGGAAGACUAUGCUUUUCUGAGUAGCGGUCUGCUGGACAUGUAUGAGGCCACAUUUGACGACACCUACUUGCAGUUCGCGGAACAGCUACAACGCUAUCUUAAUGACAACUUUCUCGCAUAUGUAGGGUCGACCCCUGCAGGCUACUACACCACCCCAUCAACAUCAGUCCCGGGUAACCCCGCUACUCUGCUCCGGUUAAAGACCGGCACCGAGUCGGCCGUGCCAUCAGUCAACGGGGUUAUUGCACGAAACCUUUUGCGCCUUUCCAGUCUUCUUGAAGAGGAAAGCUACCGCGUUCUCGCUCGCCAAACCUGCCAGUCCUUCGCGGUAGAAAUCCUCCAACAUCCCUUCCUCUUCGUCGGCCUAUUGGACGCAAUUGUGGGAUUGGAAACAGGAACACGAAACGUAACAGGCAUAUUCGCUACAGUGUCUCCGACGGGCUCAAGCUCUUCAAGCGAAAGACAUUCACCAGCGCCCGACCGGGACGCCCUGGUCAAGAAGAUUCGUGCAGAGGCGGGUCUAACCCUAUCAUCGUCCUCAAACACCGUUGCGUCUCUGGUGGAGGUCUAUCAUUCGCCUCUUGGGGUAUCCAGUGGAGAGCACUCGCUCUGGCUACGACGGCGGAAUGCAUUAUUCAAGGAUCUGAAGGCUGGAAAUAAGAACUAUUUGCUUGUUUGUGAAGAGGGGCGCUGUCGGACCGUCGAUCUGUGA